This is a messenger RNA of Paracoccidioides brasiliensis Pb18, 1128 nucleotides long. RefSeq lists its product as uncharacterized. Bases 1 to 1128 code for a protein of 375 amino acids. The record is from RefSeq and is a predicted model, not a curated record. Gene Ontology annotation, molecular function: FMN binding; NADPH dehydrogenase activity. The transcript has a single exon.
AUGGCGGAAAUCCAAAGUCCAAUCCGAGUUGGCAACCUUACCUUGGCGCAUCGGGUAGUUUUGGCUCCAUUAACGAGAUAUCGAGCGGAUGAUGAUCAUAUCCCCCUUCCAUUCGUCAAAGAUUACUACGCACAGCGAGCUUGUGUCCCAGGCACACUGUUGAUCACGGAAGCCACAUUUAUUUCUCCCCGUGCAGGAGGAUUUAACAAUGUUCCCGGCAUAUAUAAUGAUUUGCAAAUCAAAGCGUGGAAAGAGGUUACCGAUGCAGUCCAUGCCAAGGGCUGUUUUAUUUUCUGCCAACUGUGGGCUUUGGGCCGGGCAGCAAAACCUGAGGUCCUCGCUUCUGAAGGCUAUCCUGUGGUCUCGAGCGGUAACCUGCCGAUUUCCGAGAAACACGCUGUCCCCGAGCCAUUAGACGAAAAGGGCAUCCAAGAGUUCAUCGGGGACUACGUUCAAGCAGCAAAGAAUGCUGUCGAGGCUGGAUUCGACGGGGUUGAGAUUCACGGGGCGAAUGGAUACCUUUGCGAUCAGUUCUCACAGGAUGUUUGCAACAACCGCAAUGACCGUUGGGGAGGAAGCAUUGAGAAUCGAUCAAGAUUCGGCCUCGAAGUGGCUAAAGCAGUUGCAGCAGCCAUCGGAAGUGACAAGUCUGCGUAUCGGAUUAGCCCCUGGAGUCGGUUUCAAGAUAUGAGGAUGGCAGACCCCCGGCCACAGUUCACCCACCUGGUUCAGAAUCUAGCGAAGAUAGGAUUGGCAUAUUUGCACGUGGUAGAAUCCCGGGUCUCGGGAUCGUACACUGUUGAAGAACCACCAGAGAGCAUAGAAUUUCUUGUUGAUGUGUUCGACGGUGCUGGGGCGGUAAUUCUGGCCGGAGGAUUCUCUCCGCAGUCGGCCAAAGAAGCUGUCAAGAGCCAUAAGAACCAGCGCAUUGCCAUUGCGUUUGGCCGUCACUUCAUUCCGAACCCAGAUCUGGCGUUCCGCAUCUUCAAUAAUAUAGAUCUCACCCCAUACGAUCGUGAAAAGUUCUAUACCCCGAAGUCUACCGUUGGUUAUAUCGAUUACCCCAACAGUCCAGAGUAUGACGCUUGGGCAAGCUCAAAAACUCGUAUAUCUGAGACCCCAAACUAG